Phytophthora sojae is the source of this 372-nucleotide messenger RNA. RefSeq lists its product as hypothetical. The record is from RefSeq and is a predicted model, not a curated record. Lineage: Eukaryota; Oomycota; Peronosporomycetes; Peronosporales; Peronosporaceae. Bases 1 to 372 code for a protein of 123 amino acids. The transcript has a single exon.
AUGGGGAACGCGUGGUGCCACAAAGACGAUAGUCCAGAAAAAGGAGAUGAUCGGGUUUUCCGUAAUGAGGAUCCACCGACAGAAGGCGAUCAGGAGGAUACAGACAGCGACGAGCAAGACACUCGAGACGCUCAAGCUGCAAACAACAAUCGCAAUAAGCGACGAGAUCGAGGGCUUAAGAUGUACGACUCCUGCGACGACGUCUGGAUGGAUCGCAUGUGGCUUUACGAUCUAGAUGAUCAGCAAACUCCCGAUGCUGUUGCUUCUGGGCACGACUGUGGAGACUACUGUGGAGACCACUGUGGAGAAUGCGACCUCGAGUGUCAUGAUGCUCCUGACUGCAGUGACUGUGGUGAUUGCUGGUGUGACUGA